Messenger RNA from Candidozyma auris, 3006 nucleotides. RefSeq names its product Gef2p (gene GEF2). Gene Ontology annotation, biological process: chloride transport; proteolysis; transmembrane transport. The transcript has a single exon. Lineage: Eukaryota; Fungi; Ascomycota; Pichiomycetes; Serinales; Metschnikowiaceae. Gene Ontology annotation, cellular component: early endosome; Golgi apparatus; membrane. The coding region runs from base 1 to 3006 and encodes 1001 amino acids. Gene Ontology annotation, molecular function: voltage-gated chloride channel activity; aspartic-type endopeptidase activity. The record is from RefSeq and is a predicted model, not a curated record.
AUGCGCCCAAAACCCAAACAUUCCGUUCUGACUGCUGACGGACUCGGAGUGACCAUUCUGGCGCCGGAUCCUCCAAACAAGGGAAGCGUAACGCUUCCUAGUACGCCCUUGAGAGGCGUCUCAACAAGAAACUCCCACUUGGGAAGACUGCCAAAGGUGGACGCCGACUUCGGCUCUUCCUUGGAUAGAAUACGCAGCUUGAACAAGAUCGGGUUAAAGUCGCCCAUGUUGAAUAGACACAGGCCCAAUCAUUUUGAGCCGUUACCUUCCAGACUGAUUGAUGAGAUCCAGUCGGUCCACACGCAUAGAACAGCUAGAACCAUUGCUUCUAGAGUGUUGUCGAUGGUGCAGGCGCCAGUUGCCAGCUUCAAAAGCUAUUAUGACGAUUUCACAACUAUAGACUGGGCUAAAGCGUUCAUUCUGAUGAACAUGUUCAAUUAUGGGCUAGAUCGUGGCGUCCGAAUCACAAAGGGAGGGUCGAUUGAUCCUGAAAGUGGCGAAGACGACGAAAUCGUGUCCCAGGUCCCCCUUUCGGUCUUUCAGAAGGUGUACCUCGUGUUGGGAAAGUGGGUGUUGAUCACCAUUAUUGCAUUCUUCUUCGCUGUCAUUGCUUACGUUAUAGAUAAGUUUGAGGUCGUUCUUGUGGGUUUCAAACACGGCUACUGCAAAACAAACUGGUUUGCCUCGCAAGUAUCGUGCUGCUCUAUCCCCAGAAAUCAGCCCGAUGUAUUUUCCAACAUCACCACAGAGUGCCCUGAUUGGGUGUCUUGGUCCUCAGUGCUAAAACAUAAUCGUUUGAAUCAAUUUUUCCGGCUUGAUUUUGCUGUUUACGUUGUUCUCACCUUGGUGUUGGCCCUCUUGGCUGGAGCAAUCACGCUCACAACAAAGAUUCCCACCAGACUUACCUCGUCUAAAGCACAAGGUAUAAACCAAAUGGGCGCAACAGAGUUCGAAGACUACUACUCGGGAGUCGAGCAUCCUGAAAAAGAGAAUUCUUCCAGGGUAAUGUACUCCGGAGCCGGUUCUGGAGUCCCUGAAGUGAAGACAAUUCUCUCAGGAUUUGUCAUUCGUCGAUUUUUGGGUUCUUAUACCCUUGUCUCCAAAACAAUUGCGCUCAUAUUUGCGAUCGCAUCUGGAAUGUCUCUUGGAAAAGAGGGUCCCUACGUUCAUCUUGCUACUUGUGUGGGCAACAUAUUCACCAGACUCUUUCCGUACAUCAAUCGCAACGAUCUUUUGAAGAAGCAAGUGCUUUCUGCGGCAGCAUCUUCUGGAGUGGCUUUGGCUUUUGGUUCGCCCUUAGGUGGAGUCUUGUUCAUUUUGGAGGAAAUCAAUCAUUAUUUGCCUUCCCAUCAGCUUUUCCUCAUCUUCAUCUGUGCUAUGACAUCCACAUUGUUUCUCAAAUUUUUGAAUCCUUACGGCACAGAUAAGACGGUUUUGUUUGAGCUAAGCUAUGAGUCUGAUUGGAAAGCCACCGAACUUCCUUUCUUUGUCAUCAUUGGUGUAGCAGGAGGCAUAUUUGGGGCUUCAUUUGUUCGUUUCACCAAAUGGUGGCCCAAAACGUUUCGCCAGCUUCGCUUCAUCAAGGGCCAUCCGAUGAUAGACAUCUUCUGUGUUGCAUUGGCUACGGGUGUUGUGACAUUUUGGAAUCCAUACACAAAACAAGCCUCUUCCGAGCUAGUCUUAGAUCUCGCAACAUCGUGUAACAGCCACGAAUUGGAUACCACUUUAUGUCCCACAAAUAAGAACCAGUUUGUCGCCGAGUUUUGGCGCUUGCUCACAGCUUUUGUGAUUAAAGUCAUCCUCACUUUCAUAACUUUUGGAUUAAAGGUUCCUUGCGGUAUAUAUGUACCUUCCAUGGUCGUUGGGGCUCUCUUUGGCCGAAUCUUUGGUAUGGCAAUUCAACUUGCAAACAAAAGAUUUACCAUCGAUGAGAUUACACACAUCGAAAUGAUGAACUAUAUCUGUGCAGAAAACUCAGGCGAAUGCGUCGAUUUGGGAAUCUAUUCUAUGAUUAGCGCAGGUGCUUUCAUGGCUGGUGUUACGAGGAUGAAUAUCACUCUAGUGACCAUUUUAUUCGAGUUGACUAGUUCAUACACCUAUGUUUUGCCUAUAGCCAUUGCAAUUGCCGUGGCCAACUGGCUGGGAGGUCUCAUCGAGGACAACUCGUUGUAUGAGGCAUUACUCACAGCUAAUGACUAUCCUUUCUUGUCACCCGAGUCUGAGGCUUUGGAUCCUUUUGCAUCUGCAGAAGAGCUUUUGCCUGAUGGAGACUUCUGCAAGAGGGAGGAGCUGGAAGAGACGGAGCAUCAAGGGGCGACACAAAAACGUUACAGCACAUCUUCAGAAGAACCCUCAGACGUGUCGCAGCUUAGUGAUUAUGGUUUGGAUGACAAGCUUCAUAUCGAUAUCACCAAGACACCAUAUAUCUCCACCAGGGUUUUAUGGGCCAAGCUUACCCUUUUGACGAAAGGUUCACUUCUAGAUGGAUGCAUACCACUCUUGAAGGAUGAGGUUUGUGUUGGUACCCUCUUUUUCUCAGAGCUUGAACUCUGUCUUGAUAGGAUUGGCGAGUUCUCGCACGAGUUUGACAUCACUGAUGAAGUUUAUUGUAAAGUUUUUAAAACAAGCCUGUACCUACCUUCGGCAUGGAAGCCAUACCAGGAUCACAACCUCAGGGUUUUGGGUGAGGCGCUAGAAUUACAAAGAAGCAAUUCUUAUAGAGAUGUUCCACCGGAAGACUACUUCACAUACAGAACUAACGACGAGUACCAAACAUUUGAAAGCGAGAGGAAAGAUUAUGAGGCUCACAUGAACCAUCUUACGUGUUUGAUACGGUAUGUGAAUACUGAUCCAAUAUUCAUCAACCACAAUGCAUCAUUGACGUUGGCACAUCUUAUAUUCGACAGGAUCGGAACUCGGGUGGUUGUCCUUCAACGGGAUGGCAAGUAUCACGGAGUGCUUCAUAAGAAGGCACUUGUAGAUUUCUGUCGCAGAUCCGAGCACUAG